Messenger RNA from Callorhinchus milii (elephant shark), 936 nucleotides. RefSeq names its product peroxiredoxin 2 (gene prdx2). The transcript has 6 exons. The record is from RefSeq and is a predicted model, not a curated record. Gene Ontology annotation, biological process: cellular response to stress; leukocyte activation; hydrogen peroxide catabolic process. NCBI's taxonomy places the organism in Eukaryota, Metazoa, Chordata, Chondrichthyes, Chimaeriformes, Callorhinchidae. Bases 109 to 705 code for a protein of 198 amino acids. Gene Ontology annotation, molecular function: thioredoxin peroxidase activity. Gene Ontology annotation, cellular component: cytosol.
GGGGAGACACACACACACACAGAGAGAGAGAGGGGAGAGAGAGAGAGAGAGAGAGCAGAGACGUCUCGUCAGUAUCAGCAACGGGUGAGCACCACAUAACUCUCGAAAAUGUCAGCAGGAAAAGCCCAAAUUGGCCAACAAGCUCCUGACUUCACUGCCAAGGCUGUGAUGCCCAAUGGAGAGUUCCAGGACCUCAAACUGUCCAGCUACAAAGGGAAGUAUGUUGUCUUCUUCUUCUACCCUCUUGACUUCACCUUUGUCUGCCCAACCGAGAUCAUUGCAUUCAGUGAUCGCGCCGAAGAUUUUAAAAAGAUCAACUGUGAAGUGAUUGGGGCAUCCACGGACUCUCACUUCAGCCACUUGGCUUGGACCAAUACUCCACGAAAACAGGGUGGUAUUGGCCGAAUGCAGAUUCCGCUCGUUGCUGACCUGACUAAGUCCAUCUCUGAGGACUAUGGUGUUCUGAAGAAAGAUGAAGGAAUUGCCUACAGGGGGCUGUUCAUCAUUGACGACAAGGGUAUCUUGCGACAGAUUACAAUCAAUGACCUCCCGGUUGGCCGUUGUGUGGAAGAAACCCUGAGACUGGUUCAAGCAUUCCAAUUCACUGACGCACAUGGAGAAGUUUGCCCGGCUGGUUGGAAACCUGGGAAAGACACAAUCAAGCCUAACGUGAAAGACAGUAAAGAAUACUUUGCAAAGAGUUAGGGUGUUGCAAACUUGUAUAAACUGAAGCUGAUGAGCACUUGAACGUUGCAUUUUGUUGUAGAGAUACAUAGAUAUUUUUAGGGACCAUAUAGAAAUGUUACACUCUAGGAGUGGUGACUGUUCAGCAUCAAACGCAUCUGAAUGUGCUCGAAACAAUGCUGUCCUGUGGUCUCUUGUCGAAAGUUUUGUACGCUCUGUGUCAGACUGAAUUAAAUAAAUGAGGAAACCUGA